ACAUUUUCGCCCCCAGCAAGCUGGAAAAACGAUCCCAAACAAGACAGACGUCGUCCCUGGCCAGUCUUUAACCCGUCGGCGUGCUCGAUUUCCGGGAGAAAAUUGGAAGAAAUAGUACAAUAUUCGAAACGGAACUCUGAGCUACAGUAACCAAAUCGCUCAUGGUUCAUGCUUUUAGGGCUCCCGUUUAUAAUUUUUGAAAAAAAUUGCAGAGUCAAGCUGCCUAGUCAGCAUGCGAUGUGAUUAUUUAUGUAUCGCUAGUUCGCUACUACUGCCGUUUCAGUUUUGCAUCGAAACAAACACAAAUCCAGAUUUUCAUAUCAUCCCCUUUUCAUUUCCGUGAUCGCUAAUUAUAAGCUCAGACGUAUACAGUAAUUUAAUCGACGCAUCCCCAACAAAAUCGAAUCGUAAACCUAAUUUUCCGUUACGAGAUGACGUGGUCCCCGCCGGAGAGUUCCGGCGCCGGAGCAGGUACUCUCCACACUCGGGGACAGAAGCCACCGGCUACUCCUCGUCCUUCCCGCCAAGCUUCUUUAAGAGAAGAUUUCGGCCAUGCGGCCGCCGAGACUUACUUAGUCACCGGCCUCGCCAUCAAGCUUCUCCGAUAUCUCGGGAUAGGCUACCGGUGGAUGACAAGAUUAGCUGCACUAGCUUGCUAUGCUAUGCUGCUGAUGCCUGGCUUUCUUCAAGUCGCGUAUUAUUAUUUCUUCUCAAGCCAAGUUCGCAGGAGUAUUGUGUAUGGGGAUCAACCUAGAAACAGGUUGGACCUUUAUUUACCAACAAAAAUAAAUGAACCAAAGCCAGUAGUGGCAUUUGUAACUGGUGGGGCAUGGAUUAUUGGGUAUAAAGCAUGGGGUUCUCUUCUUGGACAACAGUUGGCUGAAAGAGACAUCAUAGUUGCAUGUAUUGAUUACAGAAAUUUUCCCCAGGGUACUAUCAGUGAUAUGGUUAAAGAUGCUUCACAGGGGAUUGCAUUUAUCUGCAACAACAUUGCUGAGUAUGGAGGUGACCCUGACAGGAUUUAUCUAAUGGGACAAUCAGCUGGUGCACAUAUUUCUACCUGUGUUCUUUUGGAGCAAGCCAUCAAGGAAUCUUUGGGAGAGAGCAUAUUCUGGAGUGUUUCCCAGAUAAAAGCUUAUUUUGGUUUAUCUGGAGGGUACAAUUUAUUCAAUUUAAUUGAUCAUUUUCAUAAUCGUGGCCUGUAUCGUUCUUUAUUCUUAAGCAUAAUGGAAGGCAAAGAGUCCUUUCAACAAUAUUCUCCGGAAGUUAGAAUUGAGGAUCCGAGUAGUAGAGAGGCUGUUUCUCUCCUGCCUCCUAUUUUUCUUUACCAUGGAACCUCUGAUUAUUCAAUUCCAUCAGAUUCCAGUAAGUCUUUUGUCGACACACUUCAAAGUAUGGGAGCUGAAGCUAAGCUAAUUUUGUUUGAAGAAAAAACUCAUACAGAUCUCUUUCUACAGGAUCCUUUGCGAGGUGGCAAGGAUGAAUUGUUUGAAAAUAUAGUUUCAGUGAUACACGCCAAUGAUGAGGAAGCUCAAGCAAAGGAUGCUGUGGCACCUCCAAGAAGACGCCUCGUUCCUGAGCUAUUGUUAAGGUUGGCUCAUGAUAUCAGCCCCUUUUAGACCUCUGGAGUUGUCCUCGGUUAGAUUUUGUAUAUCUGCCUAUGCCCCGUAGUGUUGGAAAUUCCUCCACCAUAUGGUUUCUCAAGCCACAGUGGAUGUGCCAUUUUCUUCGAGGGCAAGUCUGAAAUCCCCAUUGUGUUUGUAUGUGCGCCAUUUAUGUUCAGAAACGUUGGGACUUUGAUUUUUUAGGUGAUAUUGGUUUAUUUUCGUUUGAUUCAUGAUUUGGGACAAUUGUUGUAUGAUUUCUACACCAGCACUCGUAUCCCAGUUCAUGGUUUUCCUUAUGACUCCAAUUGUACAACUGUUGAUUUAAGUUAAGGUAAAUUCUCAAGAUUUUGAUA
Messenger RNA from Tripterygium wilfordii, 1960 nucleotides. RefSeq names its product isoprenylcysteine alpha-carbonyl methylesterase ICME-like. The record is from RefSeq and is a predicted model, not a curated record. The transcript is spliced from 11 exons. Lineage: Eukaryota; Viridiplantae; Streptophyta; Magnoliopsida; Celastrales; Celastraceae. The coding region runs from base 432 to 1619 and encodes 395 amino acids.